GAAUGUGACGUGAGGAAGAGUUUUCGAAUCGCACACCGUAUGUUCAUUAUCGAACUGGUCUAAGCGGAGCCGUGGAACGGUCUGUGUGAAAUUUGUGAUUGCCGUUGAAUUGCAGCUCUGGAUUGACUAGAUCUAGUCUACUUGAGAUUACCAUGAAAGGUGCUUGCUAGAUAGAUUGUUACGUUGUAUUUAAACAUUAACUUUAAAUCUGCGGUCCCCUGAAAGCGUUUCGUUUGCAUGGAGGCGGCGCAGAGCUUAGCGUUUUGGCACCCUAUAACUCUGUUAACUGGGCAAUGGUAACAUAUGAACCGCACUGGAAGGAACAUGGUUGAGAGGACCAGCAAAUUUUUGUUGAUCGUUGUCGGAUCCGUCUGUUUCAUGCUGAUUUUGUACCAGUACGUGGCUCCCGGGGUGAUGAACUUUGGGUCUCCGCACGGGUACCUAGCAGAGGACGAUACGGAUAUCUUUCCAACGCCGGAUCCUCACUAUGUGAAAAAAUACUAUUUUCCUAUUCGGGACCUGGAGCGUACGGUGGAUUUCGAAAUUAAGGGAGAAGACGUGAUAGUUUUUCUUCAUAUCCAGAAAACUGGGGGGACCACUUUCGGAAGGCAUUUGGUCCAAAAUGUGAGACUAGAGGUCCCUUGCGAUUGCAGACCCGGACAGAAAAAGUGUACCUGUUACCGUCCUAACAGGAAAGAGACCUGGCUUUUUUCAAGGUUCUCCACCGGCUGGAGUUGUGGUUUGCACGCGGACUGGACCGAGCUCACCAACUGCGUGCCGGGGGUCCUCAAUAAGAAAGAGAACAAAUUGAAAAAUAUGAGGAAGUUCUACUACAUCACCCUGCUGCGAGACCCCGUCUCCCGCUACCUGAGCGAGUGGCGUCACGUGCAGCGCGGGGCCACCUGGAAGACGUCCCUGCACAUGUGCGACGGGCGCACGCCCACGCCCGACGAGCUCCCAGCCUGCUACGAGGGCACCGACUGGUCGGGCUGCACCCUGCCGCAGUUCAUGGACUGCCCCUACAACCUGGCCAACAACCGGCAGGUGCGCAUGCUGGCCGACCUCAGCCUGGUGGGCUGCUACAACAUGUCCUUCGUCACCGAGAAGAAGCGCGCCCAGCUCCUGCUGGAGUCGGCCAAGAAGAACCUGCGCGACAUGGCCUUCUUCGGCCUGACGGAGUUCCAGCGCAAGACGCAGUACCUCUUCGAGAGGACCUUCCACCUGCGCUUCAUCCGGCCGUUCAUGCAGUACAACAGCACGCGGGCGGCCGGCGUGGACGUGGACAACGACACCAUCCUGCGCAUCGAGGAGCUCAACGAGCUGGACAUGCAGCUCUACGACUACGCCAAGGACCUCUUCCAGCAGCGCUACCAGUACAAGCGGCAGCUGGACCGGAGGGAGCAGAGGCUCCGCAACCAGGCCCAGUUCCCCCUCUUCCGAACCCGCCCGGAACUGACCCGGGAGGAGGGGGGGGUGGAGGCGGCUCGCCUGCCCACAGAGGACUACAUGAACCACAUCAUCAACAGGUGGUAGCCGGCAGGGAGACGGACGUAAGGACGGACCGCGAGGGGGGGGGGGGACCGGGGUCGCGUCUCUCCUGGGAGGGAUUGUGACGUCGGGGCCCUCUGGAUGUCUUGACGUUCGCCGAGUCAGGCGCCGCGUGUUCGGGGGGGGCCCCGCCCCCCGGCACCCACAAUCCCUUGCAGAGCCCUCCCGAGCAGUGUGCUCCGAGCCCCCCGCCCCUCCGGAAGAUAGAGGGGUGGCGAGACCACAGAGCUCCAGAAACAGGACAGAGCUAUUGCCAGUGUUAAGAUCCCCACGGAAGUCAGAAGUAAUGGAACAGAUUGUUAAGAAAAGUGGAGGUAUUUGCUUAGAGAUGGGCAAAAUUCCAACCAUUAAGCAGCGAGUUGGCAGCCCUCGUGUUAGCGGGGACAGUAACUGUGAGAAAGCGUUGCAAUCAGCAGUAAGACCAAGAGAGCUGCCUCAUAGCUUCUCGUCAUCGCCGAAAAGAAGAUAUUGUUUUUGAAUAUCUCUUUUCUGUGGUUUAUGUGAUUUUUAAACCAGUUUUCUGUGGUGUUAUGUACGGAAAGAUGAAUUAUGUAUUCCACGAGCCGCACCCAUUUCAGUGUCUUCAGCAUAUCUGGCGAAAAAACCCACAAAAAGCGUACUAACAUUAUCUCAGUGGCAGGGCUGUAUUAUCAAACACAGGUAACCCAACUCACCUCUGUUUGUGUUUUUCCCCGAGCUUGUUUUAAUAGUAAUGUUGCCAGCCCGCAGCAAGGUGGUUCUGAAAUUUCAAGUGAUGAGUCGUGGGCACACAGUGCAGAUUCUGUCGAAUGCCAUAACUUGAAGUCACAUGACCUCCGGUGGUGAAACUACCAUAAAGUGCAGCCACGGGCGAAAUGCUUUUAUUGUUUGACUUUGCUUUGCUUUUAGGCUGCGCCAACAGUUGUAUUUCUAGAACAGCAGUUCCCUUAUGACUUGCUUCAGUCUCUGGAGAAUGAAUGGCAAUCAUCAAUCAUUUUAUCUCUUAGGGACCACUAUCCAUUAAUUUGGAAGGGGGUGUUUGGGUGGGUGGUGGGAGGGGAUCCGCCCUGGAUAAUUUCUAUCCUAGAGUAAUUUAUUAUUUAUGACUAUUCCUCCAUCUCACCUUCAUUGAUGAAAUACGUUACCCUGAGAUGACUCUGGGUAUGCGCUUGUGUGUGCGUGUGUUUGUAUGUGUGUAUCUGUGUAAUGCAUCUCAUUGUCAUGUUCAGGAGCCACAAUAUUACCAGUAGUGAAAGUGUGGCAUGAAGCAAAGUAUGUAAAAUGGAGGCCCCUUUGACAUGCAGCAUGCCUCAGCUUUGUCAUGGCAGUCCUGGAGCGGACUCGUCCCUUUCCAUGACUACAGUAGAUGUACCAGGCCUACAGGCAACCACUGGCUGAAGCAAACUCUUUGAAUAAAUUAUCACAGGGAAACACACUAAAGUUACGCUACAGUUUGAGAAAAUUAUUUAAAAACGCUUGAAAAUGGCAGGGCAUUUUGCCUGGGAACUGAAGAAAAUCCAUUGGCAUUUUAAAGCGUUUUAUAAGAAAUACAUUUUUCAAUUCCAUCGCGCUCCGAGAGUGGCUGAAAUUUUUUGAUUCAGUUUUUGCCUUUAUUUUCCAUGCACCUUGGUUGAGUUGCAGAGUUGCACCAGAACAUCAUUUAAUCCUGAGAAAAAUUAUUUUUAAAACGUAAUACAAAAAAAAAAGACUGAAGCUCUUGUAAAUUUGCUACAUGUUUUAUUCAAGGUCAUUUUCUUUGCUCCUGAAUUCAUUUGUAUUAAGAUGGCACCUGUUUUAACUGUGUUAAUUGAAGAAAAAAAAAACUCAUUAUGACAUGAUGUAAUUAGCAAGUCUUUUUCAUAACCACAAAAUUUCAAAUAACAUAAGGAAAAUGCAGUCAGCUGGUAAAUUACUUUUUUAAUUAUUUUAGACGGACGAUCAUAAGCGGUCUCUGUUGGUGAAAUGAGUGCAAUUUAGAUCCAGCAUUUUCACUGCUGGUUUUUAUUUGUUCAAGCCGAAGGUCCAGUUAUUUCCAGAACCCAAGAACAGGCCACCAGCCUGCCCUAAUCCCCAGUAUUCUGUUCUGCCUGUCCAGCUUCAUCAGCAACCGACCACACAGUCCUCCCGUGGCCUUAUGGGAAAUGUAGGCACCGUCACAAUGCCUGUCAUUUGACCACCUUUCAGAAAAGGGAACAUGGUCUUAUUGCUUUCUCUGAAGGUGGUGCUAAGCAGUGCACCCCCACUGUCAUUUUAUGGAGUGUGGUCCCAUUUGAAUCCUUCGGCUCAGGGUGAGACGGGGCGUGUGCUUUAGUGCUGGUCAUGAAGCUGGCAGAAACGGAAAUGAGGUCGCCCUGGAUGAAAGGUGGGAAGUGUCCAUUGCAUUAGUUUCCUGUGUGUCCAGCUCUAAACUGCAUAUUGCGUAAUUUUGUUAUUUAUGCAGAUUGGAUCAUCAAGCCACCAAUAAAGAGAUUUCAUUUUUAUAUAAAA
Molecule: messenger RNA, 4014 nt
Organism: Conger conger (European conger)
Lineage: Eukaryota; Metazoa; Chordata; Actinopteri; Anguilliformes; Congridae
Gene: hs6st1a
Product: heparan sulfate 6-O-sulfotransferase 1a
Exons: 2
Coding region: 304-1533 (409 amino acids)
Cellular component (GO): membrane
Molecular function (GO): heparan sulfate 6-sulfotransferase activity
Source: RefSeq, a predicted model, not a curated record